Lampris incognitus (smalleye Pacific opah) is the source of this 1942-nucleotide messenger RNA. RefSeq names its product 14-3-3 protein beta/alpha-like. The transcript has 6 exons. The coding region runs from base 242 to 994 and encodes 250 amino acids. Gene Ontology annotation, cellular component: cytoplasm. The record is from RefSeq and is a predicted model, not a curated record. Gene Ontology annotation, biological process: signal transduction. Lineage: Eukaryota; Metazoa; Chordata; Actinopteri; Lampriformes; Lampridae.
CAGCUGGAUAUGUUCGGCUGCUGCCGUUCUUUGCCUUUCUGACCAACCUCUCAAAUCGGAUCAAUUUUGCGAGGCGAAUUUUGGACCUCCGCUGGUUGUAACGUUGCCGUUGUAAACGGUUACCGCCGACCGAGACCCGUCCCAUCUAGAACUUCGAUUCCUCGACUGUCACUUUUCUGGACUUCUGAUUUGCUGUUUAUCAGUGAAUACUACAAUACAGAUAUAAAAUUAAAAAAACACUAUGGAUAAAGUGGAGCUCAUUCAGAAGGCCAAGUUGGCCGAGCAAGCCGAGCGCUAUGAUGAUAUGGCAGCGUCUAUGAAGGCGGUCACAGAGAAUGGAGAGGAGCUGUCAAACGAGGAGAGGAACCUGCUUUCCGUGGCUUACAAAAACGUGGUCGGAGCCCGGCGGUCGGCGUGGAGGGUCAUUUCCAGCAUCGGACAGAAGACCGAGGCCGGCGACAAGAAGCUGCAGAUGGUCAACGAAUAUCGGGAGAAGGUGGAAUCCGAGCUGCGAGAUAUCUGCAACGACGUAUUGGAACUGCUGGACAAAUAUUUAAUCAAGAACUCCACAAACGCAGAAAGCAAAGUCUUUUACCUAAAGAUGAAGGGAGACUAUUAUAGAUACCUCGCUGAAGUUGCCUCUGGAGCAGACAAAAAAACAACAAUCGAUAACUCUCAGGAGGCAUACCAGCAGGCAUUUAACAUCAGUGAGGAGGAGAUGGACCCCACACAUCCCAUCCGCCUGGGCCUGGCCCUCAAUUUUUCCGUCUUCUAUUAUGAGAUCCUCAACUCUCCUGAAAAAGCCUGCAAACUGGCCAAGCAGGCAUUUGACGAAGCUAUUGCCGAGCUGGACAAGCUGAACGAGGAGUCCUACAAAGACAGCACUCUCAUCAUGCAGCUCCUCAGAGACAAUCUGACAUUAUGGACAUCGGACAAUGCUGCUGAGGAGGGCGAGGGUGGAGAAGGAGGAGAAGGUGGCGAGAAUGAGAAUUAAAAAAAAAAAGUUGGUGUACUCCAAAAAUAAGAGAAAACAUUUUUACACAUCCUUCAUUCCUUGUUGCUCUACUUAAAACAUUCUAGCAUUGAAACCCAGUACUGAAAAGAGUUGUGUAUGGGGGGGGGGUGGGGAGAAAAAAAAAGAAUUUAGUCUUUUCACAAUGCUGAUUUGGGAAAAAAGAUACUGGAGAUAAGAGAAUCCCUCCAUUCCUUUGGUUUGUGUUCGUCCUGGCCUUCCAUAUGUGCAGUUUCUGCUUUAGAAAAGCAUUAAUAGCUUUACUUUGUAUCAAAAUCUUAGUUCAAAGUAGAAGGCAAAGAAAUGCAUCAUAGGGUCUCUCAUUUAACAACUGGAAACCUAAGUUCUGUCAACUCUUUAAUAAAGUUGAAAAUGUUAGAUUUAAGAACUAGUAUUCUCAAUCCCUUUUUUAGUGUCUGUCUACACAGCUGUGUGGUACGGUUACAGCUGCUGCAAGCCCAACUUGAUCCAUAUACAUUAGUUUGAUAAUGCAGGGAGUGCCAGUGUAAUGGGCUGGCUGCUGUUAAAAUACAGCAAGGUGUGGUGCUCAUUGGUUAAAUCCUCACUUUCUGCCUGGGUUAAUAUGCCACUUUUUCACUGAAGCAUGUCUGUUUUGGGGGGGAAAAGGUUGUCUUCAUUGGACCAAUACCACCUUUUAAUGGGAAGAACAAAAUUCCAUUGUGCAUGUUUUACAUAUUACACUGGAAUGGGAACAAAUGCUGUAAUACACACCAAAUGGCCAUUUUAGUACUUUCAAUGCAGGCUUGUACACAUAAGGAGGUGUUUGGUUAGUCCAGUGAUUGUUAUUAGAGAUUUGGACCACUAUUGUGUUUUGCUAAUCAUUGAUUGUAGUCCCCAAAAGCCUUGUGGAACUGUUUCAAUCCCUACGUUUCAGCUAUGUAACAUGAAUAAAACAUUUUUUUAAAUCAA